Molecule: messenger RNA, 2355 nt
Organism: Dioszegia hungarica
Lineage: Eukaryota; Fungi; Basidiomycota; Tremellomycetes; Tremellales; Bulleribasidiaceae
Product: putative transcriptional activator Gcn5
Exons: 8
Coding region: 1-2355 (784 amino acids)
Biological process (GO): positive regulation of transcription by RNA polymerase II; chromatin remodeling
Cellular component (GO): histone acetyltransferase complex
Molecular function (GO): protein binding; histone H3 acetyltransferase activity
Source: RefSeq, a predicted model, not a curated record
AUGGCGCCUAAACGGAAGACUGGCGGGCGAGCCCCUUCCAAGGCGUCUCAGCUCAAGAGGAAGCCUUCCUCCGAGACCGGCUCCUCGCCCCUCUCGCCCGUCAGAUCCCUGGAAGCGGAUCCGUCGGGCGGAUAUUCGGUCGCGGGGGUUGUCUCGCAAGCUGGGGAGGACGAAGAAGAAGAUGAGGAUGAGGACGAUGAGGAGGACGAGGAAGAAGACGGAGACGAGGACGAGGACGAUACCAUCACUGCUGGACCCAGCACACUUCCCUCCGCCUCGCUCUUUCGAUAUCCCACACCACCGUCGAACUUCCUUACCCUCUCGGAGCGCGAAAAAUCGUUCAAGAGCGCUCGCUUUCUCGCUUGCCAGUCUGCGAAUUGCGACUGCCAGGAGAUGCUUCCGCCUGCUGGAGCGCAGCUGGGGGCCAUGUCCCGUGCAGAGCUGGAGGAGAUACUGGACCGAGAUGAGGAGGAUGAGGGCGACGAGGAGCGGACAGGAGAGGGAUGGUGGAGGGUAUGUGGGCAGUGUGGACAUGGGUGGGAUGAGGAAGGAGCGGGACAUACCUGGCCUGCGGGCGUGUCUCUGGAGGAGCGGAACAGGAGGGGUAAGGUAGUCGGGCGGAUAGAAGAGUUACUGAAUGAUAAUUCGCUUCUCACCACCUUCCCUACACCCAGAAUACCAGAUACGGAAUCACUCUACAAACAGCUUCAACCCUUCCAUCGGCCCACAGGGGGAAAGAAGCCCGCACUUCCCAACUCACUACCUGCUCUCGACAUUUCCACCCCCGAUUCCCACUCAUUUCUCGACGGUGACGCUGGAACACCAGGCGAAGGCUCAGAUCACGGCGAUGAUCGGCCAAAUAAACGGAGAAGAAUGGAAGAGGAGGAUGGCGGGGAUGAGGUGGCAUUGCCGGAUUCGGCGCAGAAGGGGAAGAAGCCAAGUGGGAAGACGACAGGGAGGAAGGCACGGAUGCCACAGACCGUAGUGAGGUCGGCGAGGGGCCUGGUACCGAUGGAAACGGAGGCAGAUGGGACACAGCAUGUCGGGGGGCAGCUGCCGGAGACUGUACUGCAGGAUGGGCAAGCGGUAGCUGGUGUCAGCGGAGAAGGAGGGGAAGACGAGGAUGAAGAGGAGGUACCGCUCGCUCAGCAGAGACCGCAAUUGGAGGAAGGGGAGAGGAAGCGGAGAGAGAUUGCGAAGGAGAAGGAGAAGGAGAGGGAGGUGGAAGUCUUGCGGAAUCAGCGCAAGGAGGAUGUGGAGAUAUGGGAGGGGGUUGAGCUGCCUAAACUUCCACCUCGACCCGCCGCAGUCGAAGAAGCAGCAGAGGAGAUCCGGCUCGUCGUCGUCGCCUCUCGCAAUCCCACUCCGGUCGCCUCCAUCCUCCUCGUCGGUCUCAAGAACCUAUUCCAGAAGCAAUUACCAAAAAUGCCCCGGGAAUACAUCACGCGUCUUGUGCUCGACAAGAACCACAUCAGCAUGGCUAUCGUCAAGCGGGGAUGGCGCGUUGUUGGCGGGAUCUGUUAUCGCCCUUUCGAGAGUCGAGGAUUUGCCGAGAUCGUCUUUUGCGCUGUAGACAGCUCGGAGCAGAUCAAGGGCUACGGUUCUCACCUCAUGAACUCGCUCAAAGAUCACGUCAAACGCGCCCACCUCAGCAUUAACUAUUUCCUCACGUAUGCCGAUAAUUACGCUGUCGGAUACUUCAAGAAGCAGGGCUUCACGAAGGAGAUCUCAUUUCCUAGGGAACGAUGGGUAGGGUAUAUCAAGGACUAUGAGGGCGGGACGAUCAUGCAGUGUGGGAUGCUGCCAAAGGUGCGGUACUUGGAGGUACAUCAGAUGCUGGCGGAUCAGAAGGCCGCGGUACUAGCGAAAAUCAAAAGCCUUACAAAAAGUCAUGUCGUCCAUCCGGGUCUCGAGGCCUUCAAGCAUCGCAGAGAAGGGCAGCAUCUGAAGCUGAAGAAGGAGGAAGUACCUGGUCUGGCGGAGACUAGCUGGGAUCCUGAUCUGGAUGAUAUUCUUCGGCAGCCGAAGCGGAACCCACACCAUGGUCUCCUGCAGCAAGUGCUGGACGACCUGAUCAACGAGCCGUCCGCAUGGCCAUUCAUCAAGCCAGUAGAUGGUGCUCUCGUGCACGAUUACUAUACUGUCAUCAUACAUCCAAUAGAUCUCUCGACAAUGGAGAGCAAGCUCGAAAACAAUCACUACGACACCAUCGAAUCAUUCAUGGACGACGUCAGGCUCAUGUGCGCCAAUUGCCGACAAUAUAAUGGCGACAAGAACACAUAUACCGCCCAGGCGAACAAGCUCGAAAAGGCGGCUGAGCGGAUAUUGAGAAAGAGGCAGGCGGCGACUGUGUAA